This is a messenger RNA of Osmia lignaria (orchard mason bee), 1849 nucleotides long. RefSeq lists its product as uncharacterized. The record is from RefSeq and is a predicted model, not a curated record. Lineage: Eukaryota; Metazoa; Arthropoda; Insecta; Hymenoptera; Megachilidae.
GUUUCGGGCAUUCAGACCGGUCGACAGAGUCCCGGCGAGUUUCGUGCUAGUUGCGUGCCUUUGUGCCCGCUACCAAGGGGACAAAAUUCACUUUGAGAUCAGGAUAGAACCUUCUUUCAUCCACGAGAUGAAAGUGGAUUGGAAGCUGCCUCUGUUAUUCCUUUUCGCGACCAGCCUGAGUGGAGAAAGCGAGCAACUUCGAGAGAAGAGGCAAGCAUUGUAUCCCCCGCCUCUUGUUUACCCUUUGACCGGCAUUUUCAAGCUAGUCGUGGGCAUAGCAGUGCCGGUGCAGCUUUCCGGCAAGAUUUUGGUUUACGGCCAAAACUUUCAGUUCCAAUACAUGAUGCCAGACAAUGCAACCUUCUUCACCAACUUCUUCGAGGGCUCGUCACGACGACAUCGCAGAAGCGUAAGUUGGAACGAGAGGGCUCCUGUUUACGACGUUCUCCAACAAGAACUCGACAGGAGGAACAUCGACGGAAGAAGUUGCUUGAAAAAGAACAUCUGCGAGGCUGCUGCGACACCUUUGAAAGACGAAGGUCUGGUCGGUGAAAUAUUGCAUCUGCUCCUAACACCCGAUCAAGGAGACGCGUCGACGAUGGACAGAGAGUAUUUAGAGGCUGCCACUGCCGGAAGAAGACUAGAAAAUUGUUCGUCCCUUUAUCCGUCCUGUCCUUUCGGUGCCGGAAUUUUAGACAAAAUAUCCAUCGUUUAUUAACUCAGCAUCCAUCCGGUUUAUCAGAUUUUUCACGUACGUUCGCCACUUCUCGCGGCUUUAGUUUUCUUCCUCGACCCAGUUGCAUCCAUCAAGCUCGCGUUACGUCAACUUUUCCUUCACAGCGGAAUAAAUCUCUUUCUGUCUUGCGUUACACACGCUGUUACGCUCGUUACGACGCGAUAAACGAGCAAGCAAGCCAGCCAGCGCAAGCCAACAGCUUUCGUAACUUUUCCACGCGAAAUUCUCGUUAAUUAAAGGCCGGCUAGCGUCGAAAUAAUUUUCAGCGUGGCUUAUGAAACGGAGAUUCUUUGAUCCACCACGAUACGCUUUUUUUCCCCCUCCGCCUCUCCCUUCCACCACGUUCAUUUUCUCCGUGCUACUUGCUCCUCGAAUUUCCUCGCAUUCGAGGCACGAUUAAUCAGAGAGAAGAGAAAAUAAAAAAAUUGAAGAAAAAGAGAGAGAGAGAGAGAGAGAAAAAAGAAACGAGGAUGCUUGCCGUCGGUAUUUUAUACAGCUUUCUAGAUUAAGUAUACUGCAAACAGGUGUUUGUGAGGAAUAUCAUCGGUUGUGUAUAGGUGCGAGAUAAUUUAUUAUUAAGUGCCAGUUUCACGGGAUCGUUUUAAAGCGCGAACCGGACGUUUAAUUGAAGUCGCUUUAAUCGAAAGGCAGGGUUCACAUUUAAAGCAGCAAUUGCCGGCUGACAAAGUCUCUAUUUCUGCGACUCAUGGGAAUUAUUUCGUCGAUUUUCCACCCGGACGUUCCGUCUCGCUUCGAGAAGUACAGUUAAAUGCAUUUGCCAAGUUUAAUGAACUGCCUUGUUUGAUAAGUACACUUAUACAAUCGCACGCUCACGGCGUAUCAGGGAAUAGCUGUUUCUACUGUUACUUGAUCGAGAAGUUUUGUCGUCGAACAAGUCUAUAAAGAAAUCGGUUUGGAAAACUUGAACAAUGCGUUUGUGCUUUUCAUGCAUGUGAAAUAUAUGUAAAACAAUACUGUGCUAAAUAUGAAAAAUGAAACUUAUAUUUCCUGUCCUUUUGCGAUUGAAAAUUUUCUCCUCUUUUGAUGAUAAAAAUGUUAGAAGUAAUUUGGAAAAAAUAAUAUAAUUUUCUAUCAUCUGUUACAAGAUUUAAC